AUGACUCGGACCGGUCCCCAUGUUGAUGUCGAUGCCAUCGUCAUCGGUGGCGGCUUCGGCGGAUGCAAUUCACUCUACAAGCUCCGACGCCUCGGCCUGUCAGUGAAGCUUAUCGAAGCCGGCAGUGGAUUUGGCGGCGUUUGGCAUUGGAAUCGUUACCCCGGUGCUCGCGUCGAUACGGAGAUGCCAUCUUACCAGUUCAACAUAUCUGCCGUGUACAAGGGUUGGAACUGGUCUGAGCGCUUCCCAGGCGACGAAGAACUACGAAGAUACUUCCAACAUGUUGACAACGUCCUCAACUUGAGCAAGGAUACCUUUUUCAACACAAUCGUCAGCCGUGUACAAUAUGACACCACCACAGCUCGAUGGAACGUUCAGACAGAAUCUGGACUCUCGGCAACUUGCAAGUACCUCAUCGCUGCCACUGGAUCCUCGCAUAAGAAGCACUAUCCAGCUUUCAACGGGCUGGAUACCUUCCGUGGAAAAUUAGUCCAUGCUGCCGAUUACCCCAACUCUUUGGAUCUUAAGGGGAAGCGCGUCGGCGUGGUUGGAAAUGGUGCUUCUGGUCUCCAAAUCGUGCAGGAUGUCGCGAAGGAAGAGUGUGAUCUCAAAGUUUUCAUUCGUACGCCAUGUUUCGCGAUUCCAAUGAAACAGCGUCAGAUUUCUCCCGAAGAAGCGGAGAUGAUGAAGGGUUACUAUGACGGAAUCUUUGAGCGAAACUACAAGUCCAUGUCGGGCUUCCCACACAACACCAUUUUCCAAUCUGCUCACCAAGCUACACCCGAAGAGAGAAAGGAAUUAUUCGACGAACUUUGGGAACGAGGUGGCUAUAGCUUCCUGGUAUCGAACUACUACGAUUUCCUUCUUGACGAAGGUGCAAACUCGAUUUUCUACGAUUACUGGGUUCAAAAGGUCCGCGCUCGCAUGACGAAUUCCGAGAAAAUGGAUCUCGUGGCGCCCCUGCAACAACAAAUGUUGGUCGGUACCAAGAGACCCAGUCUGGAGCAGGAUUACUAUGAAAUGAUUGAUCGAUCCAAUGUGACCCUCCACGAUUUGAAGAAGUCGCCUAUCCUAGAAUUCGACACAACCGGAAUGGUGACGAGCAACGGCGAAACAACACAACACCACGAUUUAGACGUGAUUAUCUUUGCGACGGGCUACGAUGCUGUCACUGGCAGCUUGCUAGAUCUGUCAAUCUCGGAUAAGAAUCAAGUCCCAUUGGGCGAGAAGUGGAAAAAUGGCAUUCUCACACACCUUGGCAUGAUGGUUCCAGAUACGCCUAAUCUGUUCAUUGUUUAUGGACCUCAAGCCCCGACCUCGCUGGCCAAUGGCCCGCCCUUCAUUGAGAUGGAGAUUGAUUGGAUUUGCCAAGCGAUUGAAAAGAUGCAAAAAGAAGGGAUCCAAUCCAUCGAACCUACUCAGGCCGCUGCUGAGGCUUGGCGUGACGAGGUUCAUGCUGUUAGCCAGUAUACCCUCUAUCCCAAGGCUGAUUCGUGGUAUAUGGGCUCGAAUAUUCCUGGGAAGAGACGUGAGCCGCUUGUGUAUCUUGGCGGUAUGCAGCGUUGGUGGAAGAGCUGUACGGCUGGGUUGGAGACCUGGCAGGGAUUCAAUACUUCUUCUUGA
This is a messenger RNA of Penicillium waksmanii, 1623 nucleotides long. RefSeq names its product flavin-containing monooxygenase. Gene Ontology annotation, molecular function: oxidoreductase activity. NCBI's taxonomy places the organism in Eukaryota, Fungi, Ascomycota, Eurotiomycetes, Eurotiales, Aspergillaceae. Bases 1 to 1623 code for a protein of 540 amino acids. The transcript has a single exon. The record is from RefSeq and is a predicted model, not a curated record.